Messenger RNA from Ananas comosus (pineapple), 1473 nucleotides. Its product is annotated as cystathionine beta-lyase, chloroplastic-like. Gene Ontology annotation, cellular component: cytoplasm. The coding region runs from base 1 to 1284 and encodes 427 amino acids. The record is from RefSeq and is a predicted model, not a curated record. Gene Ontology annotation, biological process: transsulfuration; 'de novo' L-methionine biosynthetic process. The transcript is spliced from 11 exons. Gene Ontology annotation, molecular function: pyridoxal phosphate binding. NCBI's taxonomy places the organism in Eukaryota, Viridiplantae, Streptophyta, Magnoliopsida, Poales, Bromeliaceae.
AUGGCGAAGAGGUCGGAGGAGGAGAGGGAUUUUAGCGUGUCUUCGGCCGCUUCGAGGGAGAUCGUCACCAAUUCCUUGGAUGAUUUAGCCACCGAGUUGAGAUUUUGCAUGAGAAACUUCAUAUUCUUUUUAGCUUUAUUUCGAUUUGUUAAAAAGAAAUUAUUCGAGAAGUUCCUUGAUCAAAACAAAAUUUAUCCUCUAUGGCUUUAUUAUGAAAUUGAAUUUUUCUUGUUCCAGCCGUCGGCAACAGAAUAUGGUACAUACGAUUACACAAGAAGUGGUAAUCCUACUCGCGAUGCAUUGCAAGGUCUUAUGGCUAAGCUCGAGAAGGCCGAUCAAGCGUUCUGCUUCACUAGUGGAAUGGCCGCUCUCGCCGCCGUAACCCAUCUUCUUGAAACCGGUCAAGAGAUUGUUGCGGGAGAGGACAUAUACGGCGGCUCGGAUCGGUUACUUUCACAGGUGGUUCCAAAGAAAGGGAUUAUUGUAAAUCGCGUAGAUACUUCCGAUCUUUGUAAAGUUGAAAAUGCAAUUGGCCGCUCAACAAAACUUGUCUGGUUAGAAAGUCCAACAAAUCCUCGCCAGCAAAUCGCUGAUAUACGGAAAAUCUCUGAAAUAGCUCAUUCAUAUGGUGCUCUUGUUCUGGUGGACAAUAGUAUCAUGUCUCCUGUGCUUUGUCGUCCCUUGGAACUUGGUGCAGAUAUUGUAAUGCACUCUGCUACUAAAUUUAUAGCUGGGCAUAGUGAUCUCAUGGCAGGAAUCCUUGCUGUAAAGGGUGAAAGGUUGGCAAGGAGAGAUGCAUUCCUGCAGAAUGCUGAAGGCGCUGGAUUGGCACCUUUUGAUUGUUGGCUUUGCUUGAGAGGUAUCAAGACCAUGGCCUUACGUGUUGAGAAGCAACAGGCUAAUGCACAAAAACUUGCUGAAUACUUAUCUACUCAUCCAAGGGUGAAGAAAGUGAAUUAUGCAGGACUUCCCGGUCACCUGGCGCGUGAUUUGCAUUAUUCUCAGGCGAAAGGAGCUGGCUCGGUACUCAGUUUUUUGACAGGUUCGCUAGCUCUCUCAAAGCAUAUUGUCGAGACCACAGAGUACUUCAAUGUGACAGUUAGCUUUGGGAGCGUGAAGUCGCUGAUUAGCUUGCCGUGCUUCAUGUCGCACGCGAGCAUACCCGCUUCAGUUCGUGAAGCACGCGGAUUGACCGAAGACCUCGUUCGCAUCUCUGUGGGCAUUGAGGAUGUAGAAGAUCUUAUUGCUGAUCUGGACUAUGCCUUUAGAACUGGACCUGCGUAAAAUUAGUUUAUAUUCAUUCUUUUUGUGGUAGUAAGCUUAGGGUUUAUGAUGUCCAUUGUAGAUAUACUGCUUGAGGCCUUGUUUGGAUGUCGGAAUAAAUUAUCUUAUUCGAUACAACAAUUUUCUAUUGUGAUCGUAAGAAAGAAGUUUGAUUUUUGUUCCUUAAAAAGUUCUGGGGUCCAUGAUUUG